This is a messenger RNA of Phycodurus eques (leafy seadragon), 2873 nucleotides long. RefSeq names its product MAGUK p55 scaffold protein 3a (gene mpp3a). Gene Ontology annotation, molecular function: protein binding. Bases 157 to 1998 code for a protein of 613 amino acids. The record is from RefSeq and is a predicted model, not a curated record. The transcript has 21 exons. Gene Ontology annotation, cellular component: cell-cell junction; plasma membrane. Lineage: Eukaryota; Metazoa; Chordata; Actinopteri; Syngnathiformes; Syngnathidae.
UCUGAGGCCCUGGAGGAGUGUGUGUGAAGCAGGUUUGUGAGCACAGCAGCCAGAAGAGGAGGAGGAGGAGCAAGGAGAAAGACCAGUGAGAAGUGUGGCCGCAGACAUCGAGGGAAGAAGAAGAAGAAGGUUUACUCCUCCUCACCUGGGGGAUCAAUGAAAGAAGCCAUGCAGGUGCUCACAGCAGGAGCAGGGCUCCACGAGACAUUGGCCCUGCUCACCUCGCAGCUGCGGCCCGACGCCAACCACAAGGAGGACAUGGUCUUCCUCAAGGAUGUUUUCAGCGAGAGGAGCUUGGCGUACCUAAUGAAAAUCCACGACAGGCUGAGACAGUACGAGAGACAAAGUCCAACUCCUGUCCUGCACAGUGUCUCUUCUCUAGCUGAAGACGUGACGGACGAGCUGCAGAGUCGCCCGAUGAGCACGGAGGAGCGGGAGCUGCUGCAUCUGCUCACAUCACCGCAUCUCAAGGCCCUCCUUUCCGUGCACGACACGGUGGCCCAGAAGAGUUUCGAUCCUGUCCUGCCGCCGCUGCCCGACGACUACGAUGAUGAACUGGAGGAGGAGUCGGUGAAGAUUGUGCGUCUGGUGAAGAACAAGGAGCCUCUGGGUGCCACCAUCAGGCGGGAUGAGGCCACCGGAGCUGUAAUUGUGGCUCGUAUCAUGAGAGGGGGCGCAGCGGACAGAAGCGGUUUGGUACAUGUAGGGGACGAACUCAGGGAAGUCAACGGCGUCUCGGUGGUCCACAAGAGGCCCGACGAGAUCAGUCAGUUGCUGUCACAGUCACAGGGCUCCAUUACUCUGAAGAUUAUCCCUGCUGUUAAAGAAGAAGACCGACUGAGGGAGAGCAAGGUGUACGUGAGAGCCUUAUUCGACUACAUUCCGUUGGAGGAUAAGGCCACGCCAUGCCAAGAGGCCGGACUUCCCUUCAAGCGCGGCGACAUCCUGCAGAUAGUGACCCAGGAUGACCCUACAUGGUGGCAGGCCAAGCGCGUGGGUGACAGCAACCUGCGCGCCGGACUCGUUCCGUCCAAACACUUUCAGGAGAGGCGACUGGCCUACAGGAUGAAAGUGGGCACGCUUCCCAAUCUCAAGUCCCCCAAAACUCCUUCCUAUGACCAAGUGUGUGAUAAAGACGACUGUGACUGUGAGGGCUAUUUCAAUGGACAGUACAUAGUUGUAGUCUCUCCUAAGUGUAACGCAGUGGCGCCCUCCUGCGGCCAGGUGUUUUCCUGGGAAUUUUAUUCAGCCGGUCUGCGCAGGAGCUUCCGCCUGAGUCGAAAAGACCGACAAGGCUCCUCUAGCGACGGCUCCGAUCCGGGAGAUUCUGAGUUCCUGACCUACGAGGAGGUGACCCGCUACCAGCACCGGCCCAACGAAAGGCCCCGACUGGUGGUUCUGAUUGGUUCUCUCGGUGCACGGAUCAAUGAACUCAAGCAGCGGGUGAUUGCUGAGAACCCGCAUCGCUACGCAGUGGCGGUACCACAUACCACCAGGCCCAAGAAACCUCAUGAGAAGGAAGGUGUGGAAUAUCACUUUGUCACCAAGCAGCAGUUUGACGUCGACGUCCUCAACAACAAGUUCAUCGAGCACGGAGAGUACAAGGAGAACCAGUACGGCACCAGUAUCGAGGCCAUCCGCUCCGUGCAGGCCAAGAACAAAAUGUGCAUUGUAGACGUUCAGCCUGAGGCCUUGAGAAGGCUGCGGACGGUGGAGUUCAAGCCCUACGUGGUUUUUGUCAAACCGCGGGUUCCCGAAAGCAGACGGCGUCGUACUGCCGCCACCUCGCCGGGAGGUGCGGAGCAAGGGCGCGUUAUGGACGAGGACCUCCAGGAGAUGCGCCAGUCCGCCAUCCAUAUGGAUCAGCAGUAUGGACAUCUAGUAGACCGGGUCCUGAUCAAGGAGGACUCAGCCAGUGCCUGCACAGAACUGCAGAGUAUUUUGGAAAGACUGGAGCGUGAGUGUUUCUGGGUGCCUCUCAGCUGGGUUCGGACCUAAAAACGCCUCAAAACCUCCAUCCUCCUGACCCUCAACCGGACUGGAGGUUCUGCUGCACUUCCCAUCCUGGACUCGGCGGGGAACUGUGUCUACAUCACAAAAAUUUGCAAAUUCCUGAAUGCCACAUUUAUCAGGUUUGCUUUGAAGAACUGCUUGAUUUCUCCCAAUGGAGUCCGUUUAGUAGCAUGUUUUGUAAUGAAGACAGAUCACAGAAUGCUUCCCAGACACAAACUACUCAACAGAAUGUAACAUGUUUAUUUUUCCACAAGCUUCUUUUCAAGGAACUGCAUGUCCACUUGCAUAUUUAAUGUAAAUAAUAUACAUGUGACUCCUGGUGUGCCAACGAAUGGAACUUGUUUACCUUGGAGCCUGCACCUGAUUGUAUGGAUGGGUGAGUAUUUUUUUUAAUUUAUUUUCAUAUUUGACUUGAACAGCUCUCACUUUACAGAUAAAUGCUAAUGCUAAAUGCUAAUUAAAAAGUGCUGACUGCAUUGCAUCUUGUCUUAGGGUAUAACCCUACACAUAUUUAUGUAUGUGGAUUUAAAAAAAAGUAUAUUGUGGCUGUCUUGCAGAUUAUAAUUUUUUAAAGCUUGUUAUAUGUUAGUUUUGUUUGACAAUACAUAAACUAAUGCUCACGGGCGGAUAAUGCAAAAAUAAAUAAAUAAUAAAAGCUGAUUAACUGGAUUCUUAUUUUUGCUUGGUAUGCUAACUAGCUAAAUGAAAAAAAGAGCAACUUUCACAGCAAAUGUAACAUUUGUUCUGGUCUUCGAAGGCUGCUUGAUGGCCCACACAAGCCUCAAUGUCAAAGUCAUUUGUAAUGCAUACAUAUGUAAAAAGUGCCAUAAUAAAAAAAUAAUAAAGCUGGUUAUGGUUGA